Molecule: messenger RNA, 315 nt
Organism: Camelina sativa (false flax)
Lineage: Eukaryota; Viridiplantae; Streptophyta; Magnoliopsida; Brassicales; Brassicaceae
Source: RefSeq, a predicted model, not a curated record
AUGAAGACGAGUGAUGUGGCUAAAACAGCUUUUAAGACGCAUCAAGGGCACUACGAGUUGCUCGUGAUGCCUUUCGGACUUACGAAUGCACCUUCAACCUUUCAUCCUAGCAUGGAGUCACACUUACAGCAUCUGGAGGCGGUGUUACAGUUGUUGCAGCAGCAUCAGUUCUAUGCUAACCUCAAGAAAUGUUCUUUUGGACAAGCAAAGGUUGCGUAUCUAGGACAUAUAAUCUCGGGGGAAGGAGUGGUUGCAGAUCCUGAUAAAAUAGCUACCAUGAUCGACUGGCCUUACCCUCGAUCAGUUACGGAAUGA